UGUGUUUCUUAGCAACUAACCCCCGGCUCCACCAGAAGCCCCUCUUCGCACAUGCGCAAACUGCGGACGGGGAAGGGGGCGCCCUAACCCUGGCGUUUUUGGUGUUGCUGUCCCAGCCAGAAUCGCGUGUGGCCGGUGGGAAGCCGGGAACUCCAGCCUCCCGCAGGACAGGAGAAAGGAGCGAGCUGCACCAGGGCAAGCAUGGAGUAGACAAGGUUGAAUUUCAUCAAGAUUAGUAGCUUUGCAAGAUCAUGAUACAUGGUGAUGGCUUGCAGAGUCAUAAACAAAAGAAGACACAUGGGACUUCAACAACUUUCAUCAUUCGCGGAAACAGGAAGAACUUUCCUAGGCCCACUAAAAUCAUCCAAAUUUAUUAUAGAUGAAGAAUGUCAUGAAAGUGUAUUAAUCAGUUCAACAGUAAGGCUUCUUGAAAGUUUGGAUUUAAGCAGUGCAGUGGGACAGCUUCUCAAUGAAGCAGUUCAAGCACAAAAUAACACAUAUAGAACUGGAACCAGUACUCUUUUGUUUCUUGUUGGUGCUUGGAGCAGUGCAGUUGAAGAAUGUCUUCAUCUUGGCGUCCCCAUUUCUGUAAUAGUGUCAGUAAUGUCAGAAGGCUUAAAGUUUUGUAGUGAAGAAGUAGUUUCUCUUCAAGUACCUGUUCACAAUAUAUUUGACUGUAUGGACAGCACAAAAACAUUUCCUCAACUUGAAACAUUUAGUGUAAGUUUGUGUCCUUUUCUACAGGUCCCUUCAGAUACUGAUUUGAUAGAGGAAGAGCAUGGUCUCAGAGAUGUUGCCUCUCAAACAUUGACCAUUUCCAAUCUUUCUGGGAGACUUCUUAAAUCAUCUGAAUUCUUUAAACCUCAGGCUAAGGUUGAAGCAGAUAAGAACACAUCACGAACUCUGAAAAACAGCCUGCUUGCCGAUACCUGCUGCAGAAAGUCAAUACUAAUCCACAGUAGGCAUUUUAAUGGGACAGAUAAUACUGAAUGGGUAAGCAAACCAGAUGGAUUUCAAGAACAUGUUACAGCUACUCUCAAAACUUACAGAUGUAACGAUUUGGUAGAGUUGGCAGUAGGCUUGAGUCACGGAGAUCACAGCAGCAUGAAGUUAGUAGAAGAAGCAGUACAGUUGCAAUAUCAGAAUGCUUGUGUGCAACAAGGCAACUGUAUAAAACCAUUUAUGUUUGACAUUUCGAGAAUUUGUACUUGCUGUCUACCAGGUUUACCUGAAACUUCUUCUUGUGUUUGUCCAGGAUACAUCACUGUUGUGUCAGUAUCUAAUACUCCUGUGAUCAAGGAAUUGCAGAAUCAGCCUCUCCGAGUAGUUCUCAUUGAGGGUGACCUCACAGAGAAUUAUCGCCACCUAGGAUUUAAUAAGUCUGUAAAUAUUAAAACAGCAUUAACUAGCAUGGAGCUUCAAGAAGACAGCUCAGAGGAACUGUGGGCAAAUCACGUAUUACAGGUGUUAAUCCAGUUCAAUGUGAACCUUGUCCUGGUACAAGGAAAUGUGUCUGAAUGCUUAAUUGAAAAAUUUUUAAACAGUAAGCAGUUGGUAAUUGGCUCAGUGAAUGGCAGUGUGAUGCAGGCUUUUGCAGAAGCUGCAGGAGCAGUACAGGUGGCCUACAUUACACAAGUGAAUGAAGAUUGUGUGGGCAAUGGGGUCUGUGUGACCUUCUGGAGAAGCAGUCCCUUGGAUGUUGUAGAUGGGAACAACAGAAUCGCAAUCUUAUUAAAAACAGAAGGAAUUAAUUUGGUUACAGCUGUGCUCACUAACCCAGUUACUGCACAGAUGCAAACCAAAGAAGAUAGGUUCUGGACAUGUGCCUAUCGUUUGUAUUAUGCUCUAAAAGAGGAAAAGGUCUUCCUUGGAGGUGGUGCAGUUGAAUUUUUGUGUCUUAGCUGUCUUCAAAUUCUUGCGGAGCAAUCUCUGAAAAAAGAGAACCAUGCCUGCUCAGGGUGGCUCCAUAAUACUUCCUCUUGGCUGGCUUCAUCUCUGGCAAUAUACAGACCAACUGUGCUUAAAUUCCUGGCAAAUGGAUGGCAGAAAUACCUUUCAACUCUCCUAUAUAAUACUGCCCAUUACUCGUCAGAAUUUGAAGCCAGCACAUACAUUCAGCAUCAUCUGCAAAAUGCCACAGACUCUGGCUCUCCUUCAUCUUACAUCUUGAAUGAGUAUAGUCAACUAAAUAGUAGAAUUUUAAAUUCAGACAUUUCAAAUAAAUUGGAGCAGAUUCCAAGAGUUUAUGACGUUGUUACACCAAAGAUUGAGGCGUGGCGCCGAGCACUGGAUUUAGUAUUGUUAGUGCUUCAGACAGACAGUGAAAUAAUUACUGGACAUGGACACACACAGAUAAAUUCACAGGAAUUAACGGGCUUUUUGUUUUUGUAGUGUUAUUGGCUAAGUCUUUGGAAAAUAAUUUUUCAUAAUAUGUCAUGCUAAUAAUAAAUGUAUUGCUAGCCAAGUCA
This is a messenger RNA of Cercocebus atys (sooty mangabey), 2468 nucleotides long. RefSeq names its product Bardet-Biedl syndrome 12 (gene BBS12). The record is from RefSeq and is a predicted model, not a curated record. Bases 259 to 2391 code for a protein of 710 amino acids. The transcript is spliced from 3 exons. Gene Ontology annotation, molecular function: ATP binding. Gene Ontology annotation, biological process: chaperone-mediated protein complex assembly; photoreceptor cell maintenance. NCBI's taxonomy places the organism in Eukaryota, Metazoa, Chordata, Mammalia, Primates, Cercopithecidae.